AAUUUGUCAGUUGAAUUUGAAUACAUUCUGAAAUCCAAAAAUAUGUGGUGCAUGCAAACAUGUUAAUGCGAAGUCGGAGUCACAGCAACGUCAGAGUUCCACUAAUGGUAAUGGUAAUGAUUGUGUCAGGCCUGCACCAAGUGUGUGGCACUGACGGACGAACUGGUGGCAAUGAAGCUUCUUUGAUCUUGCAAAAGCUGCGGCGAGAUCAAGAUGACUGGCUUGCCUCGCCGCCGUUUAAUGUCAGAAAACCAGUAGAGAGGACCGAGAGCUUGUUCCAGCAGCUCGAGGAAUUCGAUCGAUUAGAUGAUACGAAAGAAUCCGCACCUGCGAAGGACAUUGAAUCCAUCUGGGGCUUCGGUCUCAAAUCGAGCCCCGCCCAGAGGUUGGAGGAGAAACCGAAAGAGACGAGGCUGAACUACUUGCUUAACUAUUCAAGUGCAAAGGAAGUUCCGAUGGGGCCGGCGAUGAAGCACGAGAGCGCGCAGCAGCGGGAGCAACUGGAACAGCGUCACCGGCAAAUGGAGCACUUCAAGAACGCUGCUGCCGAUCUGGCGUUUGAGCGAAUGAUGAACAUGCAGAGAGAACGGACCGAGGGCGCAAAGUCUGUGUUUCUUCCCCUGUUUUCCGCUGCAAAACCUUCUGGGGCAGGACCUCUGGCCAAACCCGUUCCUGCAAAACCCUCAAAUGGAAAGUUCCAUCCCAUGUUUUCCGCUGAAAAACCUCCUGCGGCGUGGCCUUCUCUGGCCAAACCUGUUGCAGCAAAGCACCCAAUUGGAAAGAUCUUUCCCCUAUUUCCCGCAGCAAACCCUUCUGGGGCGAGGCCUUCUUGGGUCAAAACUGUUCCGGCAAAACCCACAAAUGGAAAGAUGCCCCCGCCUUGGUCGCCAGCGUCGCCCCGUCCAGGCACCUGUCCGGCAACGACUUUUCGGCCACCUACAACAACAAAACCUCGCUUCGGGGACUCCGCCAAGUCUAAGCCUAAGCCCAGCCAACCCCAAAAGGGCCCACCCAAACCGUUGACGCCGCCGUCCAGGGCAAAGUGCAAGCACGGUAAGCAAAAGAAGAAGAAGCCGCAGGUUAGUGCAUCCUCAGCAAUGCGGCUCGAGCAAAUGAUCCUGGCCAUGAAGCAGCAUGCCCUGUCCAUCCUCAAGAACCUGAACUACCUGGAAAUGGAGGUGCUCAGCCAAUCGCCAAACACCUGUUCUCGUCACCAGUCGAAGGGGAAAGGAAAUGGCGCCAUUCCGAAGAAGAAAACAAAAACCGGCGAGCGGCUGGACAGACCCACACAACCGUCCAGGGCACAGUCGAAGCUUCAUCGUGGCUUUUUCUUCGGCAUUCGACCGGCGAACGCCAAGGAGAGAUUGACAGACUUGGCCGCCGCUCGUGAAGAGGAGCUCAAGCUCAGGGGAAAGGUGUGGCGCGAGCACCUCCAACGACUGAUGGCCAGAAAGCGGCCCUUCUUUAAGCCAAAGCGGUACGAGGAAGCCCCAGCCGCAGCCGCUCGUCUAGAGCCCGUAGAACCAAAGUCCGCCGUCGACACGCAACUCAACCUCAAGUCGCUGAGUAUGCUGCUGAAGUCGCGACCAACUUCAGCUCCAUCACAGUCCGUGGAAGAUCCUGCUGGUCGCAUGCCAGUGUCCUCUGGAAUCAAUCCCAUCCAGGCCAAGCAGCUGAAGACCACCGAGCACCAUCCCACGCGGAGGAGGAAAAAGAAGAAGAAAAUGAUGUUAGCUCUACGGCCGACUGAUAACCAAAUGCGAGGUUGAGCAACCUUU
Drosophila obscura is the source of this 1778-nucleotide messenger RNA. RefSeq names its product protein piccolo. Lineage: Eukaryota; Metazoa; Arthropoda; Insecta; Diptera; Drosophilidae. The transcript has a single exon. The record is from RefSeq and is a predicted model, not a curated record. The coding region runs from base 60 to 1769 and encodes 569 amino acids.